CCGCCCACUUACCAAACCAACGGUUGCGAUGCGCUAGCUGAAACUCUUCAUGAAUAACGCGAUUAUAAGUUGUUUAUUCAAUGUUAAAUUAACGAGUAGUUUGCCAGGCAACUAGUUAGUAACCUUGUGUGUUACCCCAAGAAGAUAUGUGGAUAAAGUGGUUCAUUAUCACUGUUUGUUUUGAUCGCGGAGUGGAUACAUAGGCUGUUGUUGUUGUUGUGGCCUGCUAACUAGCAUAGCUAAGCUAGCAUUAGCUUCAGCUGGUUCCUCUUUGCGUCUCAGAAACGAAGAGGGGGAAAUCAAAUGGCACACCUUCAAAGCUAACUCUCAAGAGCUGUCUCUGUAAAGACACGUUGUGGUGUUGGCCAGGGAUCAGAAAGUUGUCCCCAGCUAUGAGAGCCUCUCACCACUGACUGAAAUCUCAGAGAAAUGGAGCUGUACUGGUACAUAGUCGUCAUUGUAUUCAUCGUUAUCAAGAUAUGCUUCUACGUGUGCUGGUAUCGAUCGAGACAGAGGCAGCUGGCGGCGUACCUGAACAACCCACGCAACGCUCAGAUAGUCAUCGUCGGAGGAAGGGCCUACCUCCAUCAGAUGUAUGAGAGACAGAGUCAGACCUCUGUGUGGCCCAGUUGGUAUGGAGCUCAGGAUGAUCUGUCCACAGAGGAACCCUCCGCCACCGCCCUGCCUCCAGAUGCUUCCUUCUCACAGCUCGACAUGCCCCCUCCAUACGAGGCCGUCUCUGGAGAGGACGACCUGAAGCCCCCUCCCUACAGCGAGUGUGCUCACCACGACGAGGCGGACGCUCCUCGCUCCCCCCAUCACACUGUCGUCAUUUCCGAGGGAGACACCAUUAGCAUAAAUGAAGCCCCGCCCCCUUACACACUGUCCCCCCCUGCUGUCAGUCAGCCAGACGUCCCUGUGAACCACAAUGAGUCCGAGAGCCGCCCCAAUUAAACCCCCCGAAACCCUCCUCUAUGCCAGUAUGCCUUUUCCAUGCACUGCCUUCCUACAUUCAACCAUCUGCCAGCCUGCCUCUCGUCACAUGAGAGCAGAUCUCUGGGUGUGUGUGUGUGUGUGCUGGUUUCUAGAAGUUUUUCUACUUGUCUGACGAGAUAACGGGGGACAUGAGAAGCCUGCGUGCCUCAGUUUUGACCUGCCUCCCAGCGAGGAUAAAGACCUCGAACGGCCCGUCCACACGGCAGCGUGCGUUUUUUAAUGGGGUGACGCGUGGCGGGAGAUUAAUGUGAUUGGUUGUUGGUCGCGCUUCAGACACGGCUUCAAGCUUCAACGCACGCUGCCGUGUGGACGCUGUGUAAGAUCAGAGGAAUCAGAGCGACGCAGAUAAGCAGAGAGUGUGUUAAAUAAAUAAAAGUGGUCUCCCGCUCUACGUCUGACUUCCUCUCUCAGAUCUAAACCCGUUAACUAUGUUUGAGAAAUGUUUUUAGUUCCUGUGAUACAUAAUCUGUCGGACAUCACUUCGUCUUUUUGUGAAGCUGCAGACAUUUGUUCUGAAAACUAAAAAAGAAACUGCAAACUCUCCCUUUUAUUAACAUUAAACAACUCAUAGCGAUUAAUAAGACUUCACCUCGCUGUGAAAUAUGAAAUCGUUUGAACAGUUUUAUCUUGAAACAACUCUCAUCGAGGAACUAUUUGAUAACGAAUGCACUAAUUGUCUUAAAUAAUGACCUCAUUAGCAUAAGUGGUUAUGUUUAAUAUAUCAUGGUGAUUAUUCCGGGACGUUAGGCUUUUCAAGUGCCUAUUACAUCUGUGAGGGGAAGUGAGCGAGGACAAGCGGAACAAGUGAAAUCAAAUUAACAUUUAUGAGCUAUUUUUUUUUUUUCUCUGAUCACCUCGGCUGCUUUAACUAAACGCCUGAAAAGGGAGAUUCUGUGUAUUUAGUCUUUCCAGAUAGUUGCGGGGUCAAACAAAAGGUUGCUUUUUCCCCUCGACACAUGAAAACAUAUUUCCUGUGGCUGUAAAAGAAUCCGAUCAGUUGUAAUGUUGAGCUGAAGGAUUGAUUUGAGAGAAAUAUCAAGUGGAAAUGGAGCCGACGGUUGAAAAUUCAACAACAAAUCUCAGUUAUUAAUUUCUAUUUGCAUUAUAUUUGCAAAAGAGACUAACCAAAAACUGUUUUUUAACAACAGCACCCUGUAACGUCCCUGUUAAUCUUCCACAGGCUGGCAGUGGACUUUGUGUGUUUGCUCUCAUGUUGCUUUUGGAAAAGGUUGUUACCCUGCAUCUCAGAUAAUCCAGAAGCAGCCCUCUCUUAUCCGUUUCACUUCCUGUGUUUGUUACCGUAUAAUCCGUGUAUGAAUUCUGAAUAUUAUUAAGAAACAUGAAUGCUGUGUAGGUGUGUUUUGGGGGAAAAGUAUAUAAAAGGGGAUUUUUGUGAAGAAUUGAAUGUGUUUUGUGAUGACAAAUCUCGGGGCAUCGGUCACUGAUGCCUUUUUAAAAAACCUUUCCUGUGGUUUUUCUGAAUGUAGAUUUUGAACUGCGUUGACAGCAUGGUGGUGAUUAGAUCAUGAAUAAUUACAGGCUCCUCUGUAAUGUCCGUCCUGUGUGUUCACUUCAUGUUCAUUCCCACGGUGGAGACAUAUCAAAUCCACUCAGCUGUGUGAGGAACGGGAACUGAUCUGUGUUUUGAUUUGGGGAGAGGUUCUUCUUCUGUAUUAAACUGUUGUUAUAUAUAAUACUGA
Trematomus bernacchii (emerald rockcod) is the source of this 2696-nucleotide messenger RNA. RefSeq lists its product as uncharacterized. The coding region runs from base 430 to 954 and encodes 174 amino acids. NCBI's taxonomy places the organism in Eukaryota, Metazoa, Chordata, Actinopteri, Perciformes, Nototheniidae. The transcript has 5 exons. The record is from RefSeq and is a predicted model, not a curated record.